AUGACGUCAAAUAUCCCCGAAAUUAUUCUUUUAUGCAUGGAUGCCGAUUUUAUCACGGCCUUCGAUCAGGCUAUGCAAACCCAUUGGUCCGACUAUGACCCGAACAAAGUGAAAAUCACCAAGAUCAACGAGCGCAUGAACAGCAUUCCCCCAUCAAUCAAAUAUGAUCUAGUUGUUUCACCAGCCAACUCCUACGGCCGUCUAGAUGGCGCAUUUGAUCAUGCUAUCUCAAUGGCAUUCAGCCCCCGAGACGACUACCACGCGCUGACCCGUGCGGUUCAGUCCGUAUUGUACGACAAGUGGCGGGGGUUCGCGGUCCCAGGUUCUUGCACUUUGGUAGAAUUUCCAGAGAAUCUCAAAGCAAACGCUCGUGACUGCAGCUGGGUUGCGAUUUGUCCAACCAUGAGAGAGCCGGAAGAUGUUAGCUGGGACCGGGAAGUGGUAUAUGAGUGCGUUUGGAGCUUGUUGUGCCAGGUUGAAGGGCACAAUCGUGGUAAUGUGGAUAAGAAGAUCGAGACUCUCCUUAUGACCCCGCUGGCUACUGGCAUAGGGAAGGUCAGUAAAGAAAGAUGGGCUGUUCAGACGGUGCUGGCGUUGGCGCAUUACGUUGAUGCGCUUGAGCAGCCUGAAAAAUGGAGUUCUUUGCAGUGGGAUACCAUUGAGGUCAUAAAUAACGAGGUGCGGCAGACUUGGAUGCCGAAGAAAUAG
Messenger RNA from Penicillium daleae, 708 nucleotides. RefSeq lists its product as uncharacterized. The transcript has a single exon. The record is from RefSeq and is a predicted model, not a curated record. Bases 1 to 708 code for a protein of 235 amino acids. Lineage: Eukaryota; Fungi; Ascomycota; Eurotiomycetes; Eurotiales; Aspergillaceae.